This is a messenger RNA of Tricharina praecox, 3305 nucleotides long. RefSeq lists its product as uncharacterized. NCBI's taxonomy places the organism in Eukaryota, Fungi, Ascomycota, Pezizomycetes, Pezizales, Pyronemataceae. The record is from RefSeq and is a predicted model, not a curated record. Gene Ontology annotation, molecular function: phosphopantetheine binding. The annotation marks the transcript as partial. The transcript is spliced from 7 exons.
CCGCACUUUUUCGUUGCUACUCUCGGGGAUGCCCAGCGUAUCAAUGCUCGCACUCCUCAUGGUAUCACUACUAUCAACGAACUCCUCAUUCGCCGAGCUAGAGAUACUCCUGAUGCAGUGGCCGUAGGGAUGGCGAUCCCACCCCAAGGCGGGAGCGAAGACGACGGGAGAUGGGGAAGCAUAGUUUACACGUAUUCGCAACUUUUGAAAAGCACAACCGCCGCGGCUCACCGGCUCUCUGCCCUAUUGCCGCCGGCAAAGAAGAUUCCUGGCUCAAAUGAUGGUCCCACGGUUGCGAUCCUGUCGGAGAGCUCAUGGGAUAUGCUCAUGUGCUUCUUUGGGCUGAUCAGGAUGGGAUACACGGUUUUACUGAUAGCCCCCCAAUGUGACGCCCGGGCAAUCCAGCACCUGGUCAAAAGCACUUCCUCAAAACUCCUUCUACACUCUCCCCCCCUGGCCGAGCUCGCAUUCUCCGCGGCCCCGUGGUGCAAAUACAGUGCCCUUCCCGCAUACGAAAACGAAGAUGCCCACUUCUCACAUGACUGGUGGCCCACCCCAUCAUUCGUCGAUUCAUCGACCGUGGCAUAUAUUCAUCACACUUCCGGAACAACCGGACUGCCCUCUCCAAUCCCACAGAAACAUGCCACUGCAACAGUCCAUCUGCCCUGCCUCCCUCCGCGAACAGCUAUCUCGAUGCUGACAAUGACACCGUUGUAUCAUGCCGGCGUGGCGGACAUGAUGCGGUCGAUGAUGUCUUCUUCCAUGAUAUGGCUGUUUCCUCCCACGGUCCCCAUCACUAGUGGGAAUAUUCUCCGUGCAAUCGACACGGCCGAUUUGCGGCUUCCUGAAUCUCCUGUUAAUCUCUUUACUGCCGUGCCAUACAUUCAGAAAAUGUGUCUGGAAGAUCCAGCAUGCUUGGCCGCGUUGCAGGAGAUGGAUAUGGUUGGAUACGGUGGUGCACAGCUCCCGGAUCAUGUUGGAGAUGCACUAGUUGAGAACGGUGUGAAUCUUGUCAGCAGGUUCGGUAGCACCGAAUGCGGAUUCUUGAUGAGCUCCUACCGCGAUUUCGAAAACGACAAAGAAUGGGAAUAUUUGAGAGUAUCCGCCGAUUCGAAGAAUCUCGUAUUUGAGCUACGGGAGGAUGGUGCUCGAGAGCUCGUCGUGAAACCUGGCUGGCCACAUAUGGCAAAAACAAAUCGUCCCGACGGUUCAUUCGCGACCUCGGAUCUUUUCCGCCCCCAUCGCACCAUCCCCCGGUUAUAUAAGUACCUUACACGCAGCGACUCGACGCUCGUCCUGCUGAACGGCAAAAAGUUCGAUCCCACGCAGAUCGAAGACGGCCUUCGGCGACUCGAUAUCGUCGAGGAGGCAAUAGUCUUCGGUCAAAACAAGGAGUCGCCAGGUGUCUUAAUCUUUCCCGCCCGCCCACAUGUCGAUGUGAACAGCUUGAUGCAUAGCCUAGAAGGAAUCAACUCGAUGGUGCCGGCGUAUGCUCGCAUUCCGCCGGAGUUGGUGGUCGACAUCGAAUAUGGCAGGGAGUGGCCGAGGAGUAGCAAAGGCCUUGCGCUGAGGAAUCAGGCGGAGGAGGUCUUCCGGAAGGAGAUCGAGGAUGCGAGGAAGCGGUACGAGGGCGGUGAUGUUGGCGUUGAUGUUGGCGAUACUAAUCAAAAUCCCACAAAGUUGGAUGUAGGUGAGCUGGAAUGGGUCGUGGCGCAGGUUGUAGAGGCAGUUGUGGGCAGAAAACUUGGGAACGAUGAGGACUUCUUUAUGAGUGGAGUGGACUCUAUAAUGGCCACCAGAAUUCGAAGAUUGCUCAUGAAUAAACUUAAAAAGCCGCUCCCUACAAAUGUGGUCUUUGAACAGCGUACAAUCAAGGGUCUCGUUUACUUUAUAUCUACCGCCGCAGAAGUCGAUAUGGAAAAGAAGCAUGAGCUACAUGUCAUGCAAGAGAUGCUGAAUAAAUUCGCUGCGGAACCCAAGCCACCGGUUGUGCUCCUGACAGGUGCUACGGGAGCCCUUGGUGCUCACAUACUGCAUGUCCUCGUUCAACUCCAGAUUCCCAAGAUAAUCUGUUUGUGCCGCGCCUCCUCCUCGACGGUGGCCAAAGACCGACUCUUUGCCAGCCUCUACCAGCGUAAGAUCCCCAUUGCCUGGUCCCGCGACACCGACGUCCGUGUCAGCAACGCCAUCCUCUCAGAGCCUAUGCUCGGUCUACAAGAGGACGUUUACACCGAGCUAGCCUCUGAGGUAACGGUAAUCAUCCACGCCGCCUGGCCCGUCAACUUCCUCGCGCCUCUCCCCUCCUUCGACUCCGCGCUCGCAGGCACAAAGAACCUCCUGCAGCUAGCAAAUACCGGCGGCACCAAGAAGCGCAUGGUAUUCUGCUCGUCCACCGCAUCCGUAAUCCGGGCUCCCGCCCCAAUCCGCGAAGAGCCCUCCUACGAUCCCUCGCACGCCUCGCCGCUCGGCUACAGCCGCUCGAAGUGGGUUGCGGAGGGGCUCGUCAGCCGUGGCGGCGGCGAGGUGGUCCGGCUCGGCCAGCUCUCGGGCGAUACCCAAGCCGGCGUGUGGAACCCGGAGGAGGGAUGGCCGCUGCUGCUGAAAACACUCGAUCUCGUCCACUGCCUGCCGGAGUUGAGGGAGCAGGUGCAGUGGCUGCCAAUUGAUAUUGCCGCCGAUGCGGUCGUGAGAAUCGCGCUUCGCCAGGGAGUCUACGAGGAGAAGAGGUUCUGGCAUGUGCUCAAUAAUAGGCCGUUGCCGUGGAGCACAGUGCUGCGCGCCAUGGAGUUCUGGCGUGGUCAGGUUACCAAAGCUACGCCACAGGAGUGGGUAAGAAGGCUGGAGGUUUCCGAGAAGAACGGGGAAACAGUGAAGCUUUUGGGGUUGUGGAAAGAUACGGUAACGCCCGUCCCUACUAAUCCAUCGAGAUCAAGCUUGGAAGACUGACUGAUGUUGUUCUUCUCAGUAUGGAGCGGUAAAUGGAGGGAAAGCGGCGGCGGUGGUGAAAGAGCCCGUCUUUGAAGUCAAGAAUAUGGGCAGCCUGUUCCCCGGGUUUGUAAAUGGCGUCGAGAUCGACCAGGAAUACAUUCAUACGGUUUUUAGAGCGCUGGGGAUUGAGGGCAGAUUGCCAAACUAGGUAGAAGGAGAAGCCGAGUGGUGUUUCAUGUAUGAUACAUGGAAUAUUCUGUUUUCUUUGAGUGGAUCUGGAAAUGUAGAGUAGAGUAGAGUAAAUUUGUAGAAUACUCAUUGCGAAUUUGGAAUGCUGAUGUUCGACUUAGGAGUGACGGAGAGAGGAGAUGUCCCAU